This is a messenger RNA of Scylla paramamosain (green mud crab), 8081 nucleotides long. RefSeq lists its product as uncharacterized. The record is from RefSeq and is a predicted model, not a curated record. Lineage: Eukaryota; Metazoa; Arthropoda; Malacostraca; Decapoda; Portunidae. The transcript has 2 exons. Gene Ontology annotation, biological process: regulation of transcription by RNA polymerase II. Gene Ontology annotation, molecular function: DNA-binding transcription factor activity, RNA polymerase II-specific; RNA polymerase II cis-regulatory region sequence-specific DNA binding. The coding region runs from base 1112 to 4396 and encodes 1094 amino acids.
AGAUUGGGGAAGUGCACCGAAAAGAUACAGGUGAUGGAAACACUGCUGUGGAUUUAGUGUUUUGGGUUGAAUUGAGGAAAAGGUUCCAGUUUCUGCAGCAAAAUUUAAUUUGAAGCUACCCCUCAGUGCCGAAAAUAUAAGGCCAGUCAUGGCAUACUGCUGGUGCCAGUGUAACCCUCAAUGAAUUAUGCUCAGUUAUAUAUUUGUGCAUCAGAUUAACCAAUACUUGUGUGCGGCUUUGAUUCCACCGAGUGAUGACAACAUCGGUCAAAACAACAGUAUCCUGUAUUUGUGCAGAUGACGACCAGCUCUAUUUAUGUGCUCUGUACGUGGUUAAUUCACUACCUGAUGGUGCUUUGAACACACACGCGUUCCCUGGAAUAUAUUUAAAGGGACAACAAUAACAAUGCAUUCAGCAAGUUGGUUCGUGGAGGAAGGUCGUGUAUUGAUUUUGAGUGAGUGCGUGGCGUCGGGCGGGGCGAAGACCUGCUGCUGCCGCCAGCCGCCAGCCACACAGCUGACUGCUGCUGGGGGGCGACACUCGUUAUGUGGCCACGGGGUGAUGCGUUCUCUGCUGGCCGAGACUCGUUCAGCAGUCACCACCUGCAGGUUCACACAGCAGCGUGAGGUGGGGCCAGCACGUACCACCACGCUCUUGCCAGCAGUGUAGUGUGAUCCUGCGCCGCCUCUUCAUCGACACAGUUCAGGUCAUCUAGCGUGUAAGAAAACUGCUACUGACCAACGGAGUAAAAAUCGCCGGUGGUCAUAAGUUACAAAUAUGUGAUCGAUGAGUAAGUGAUCUCUAAUACGAACAUGUGAGAAAACUAGUGCUUUAAACAACAGACUGAACUUGCUAGUGUGAAAUGGGAAAUUUAAACAAGUAAUCAACGAGUUGACAAACCAGUGUAAGAGAACUACGUAGUGUUUACCACAACAGACCGAACCUGAGAGGGUGAAUAACGUGGUCCAGAUAUGUGAUCGGUGAGGUAGUGAUACUGAAUGUGUGGGAAAAAAAAAAAAGUGCUUAUUAGUGGAAAAGAAAAUGAAGUUGGUGUGAGUGAAUGAGGUAGUUCCAAUAUGUGAUCAGUGAGAUGAGUGGUGUGUGCUCAGUAUGCCCAGUGACUUUUCCCGCUGUGUGUCGCAUGAAUCAGGGUUCCUAGUCCAGCAGCAGCAGCAGCAGCAGGCUUACAUCAACACCACCACCAGCGUCUCCUCAGAGUGUGACGCCAAGGAUCUCUGCUCUACUCCAUCUGCAACGUCACUAGAAAGGAAGCCCUGUGUCAGUGAGCUUCAUUCCUCGCCCGUUCCUGCGUCACCGGCAACCUCAGACGAUCUAAAUGUUCACGAAGAACCUGAGUGUUGCCGGCCUGACUCGGUGCUUGGUCAUUCGCAGGAACUGACUGCUGAGAAAGACAUUGGACUGGACUCUGUGCGCGCGGUGACACCCGUGAACCCUGUGCCACUCAUCCCACACCGCAAAAGGGUCUUUAUCAUCUCGGCUCCCGCAUCAAACACAGCGGAGAAUGCUAACGGUGAGAAGAUUUUGUUGAUUGGUCGUGAUCUUGUGAUAUCAAAGAGCGGAGCCUCCCAUGUAGUAAGUAAAUAUUCAGGCCAGAACACGGAAAACAAGGAAUCCGCCUUCCCUCUCGUCUUUAGCAGCAACAGCCUGACCAUACAGAAAAUAGAUUACAAGUGUAAAGUAUUGCAAGAACACAGUAAGGAGUGUGAGUGUGAUACUCCUCGCCUGCACGUGUACCUGAUCCGUGGCCACCAGUGCAGCGGGGCAUGCAGCCUCUCUGAGCCACUCCAGUGUAGCCUCUCCGAACACCGCCACUCCAUUAAAUCCUCUGACCGGUCUCUUCACACGUCCAAAGCCACAGAGAUGACAGGAAAAAUUAAAGCAAAGUGUCGGACGAAGAAAACUAAUUCCUUCAAGUUUUCCGACAAUGUGAUAAAAGUUGAGCCUUCGAGUGAUGACGCACGGGUGUCGGGUAGUCUUCCGCAGGCCAAGAAGAAACUGUCUAUGGCGGACAGAGAUAAACAGGAGCCCGAAUCAGAGCUGCUCGGGGAGACAGAGUGUGUAUGGCUGCCCACUAUCAUGAGCACACUGUCAGGAGACGUGGAGUAUGUGGUGUUGGAUGACGAGGCGCUCAACCUUGGAACAGUGGAAAGACCAGCUUCUCCUCAGUCCCUCAAGUCUAAGAUCAAUAAUAUUUAUGAGGAUAUUGAUGAGAAACCUGUCAUUCAGAACAUCAAUGUCACUCCACCUAUCACCAAGCCAACCAAAACUAGACUCCCACCACUUCGAAGACUGUCUGAGAUAAAUCUCAAAGUUGCCUCCACACACACGGCUGCCCGGGACACGGUGCCCGUAACAGGGGAAGCAAUGUCCACUCAAAGAGCAUCUGAAGAAAGCAGUGCAGAUGACCCCGCCUCGUCAAGCCUAGCUGAAGUGUGCACCAACCAUUGCCCGUCCAUCAAAGACAUAUUUGGCGACAUUAGUGUAAAGGAGGAACCUCUGGAUGAUGUGAAGCAGGACAUGUCCGUUGAUGACUUUAGUAAAGAAAUUUUGAAAGGCUCAAGUAGAGAGUCCGAUGUGGCAACAAUUAACUUUGUGCAGAAAAAAGAGACAGGUGAUGAUAAGGCAGCAGAAGAAGAGGAAGGCUCUGGGAAAGGUCUUUUUGCCAGACUGAUCAAGGAGGAAAACAAUGCCAAUGGGGAAGAAAGGAACACUGACGGCCACAACUCAGAUGACUCACUCGGUCCACUCCAGAUAGAUGAGAAGUACUCGCCUUCCUCAGAGGACGCUGGCCUGGCCCUGGCCAAGGAGGUAGUGGAGCUCAACAUGCCGAGCGUCAACAUCAUCAGCCCAUUCAAGAUCAAGAUCCUGCUGGGAAGCCCAAACCGGGAGACACAGCAGGUGCAAGUGGAACCAACUCCCCAGGCCGGCACCGCCCUCAUUGGGAAGGUGGUUGAGGUGAACAAUGUGAUGCUCGCGCCCAAGAACCUCCAGCCAAGUUCAGAAAACACCGCAGGAGGAGGUCAAGCGGGAUCAGCUGGCAAGGUAUUAGAUGGUAUACAGAGCCUGACUUGUAUCUACUGUCACACCAGCUGCCCCAAUGCCCAAGCCCUGGCGCGACAUUUUGAAAACCACCAGAAGGAUGGUCUAAUUAUUUGUUACUUCUGCCAAAAGAGUUUUGGUGAUAAGACAGGCAUGAAGAGACACAUGCGAACUCACACUGGUGAGAAACCUUACCAGUGUAAGAUCUGUGGCAAGCGGUUCAGUCUGCCGGGUAAUUUUAAGAAGCACCGAGACAUUCACGAGGACAAGCGCACGGAGCCUUGUGGCGUGUGCGGCAAAACGUUCAGGCGGAAAGAACACCUCAAAUACCACAUGCGGACCCACACCGGUGAAAAGCCAUUCAGCUGCAGUGAGUGCGGCACUUGCUUCACGGCAAGGUAUUCCCUCCAGAUACACAUGAAUAUACACCUGGGCAAGAAGCCAUACAAGUGCACGUACUGCAGCAAGGCAUUCUCAGACAAGUCCACCAUGAGGAAACAUGUGCGCGUCCACACGGGGGAGCGGCCCUUCCGGUGUCAGGAGUGCUGGCGCUGCUUCGGGGAGUCUGGCACCCUGGCAGCGCACAUGGCCACGCACCGCAAUGAGCGACCCUAUGCCUGUGACAAGUGUGACCUGCGAUUCAAGACCACUGGUGGCCUGAGGCAGCAUGAGAAGGUUCACACUGGGGAGAAACAAUAUGCGUGCAAGUUUUGUGGCAUGAAGUUCUUGCAGAAGUACAACAUGACCAUGCACGAAAGGAUCCACACGGGAGAGAAGCCGUACACGUGCUCCCAUUGCCAACGUAGUUUUCGCAGCCGCUCGUGCCUGGCCAAACAUGUGGUGCUGCACGGUGGCGAGGACGAGCGACGCUUCGGCUGCGAUCAUUGCAACAGCAGAUUUUACCGUAAAGCUCACCUCAGACGCCACAUUGACAUGCACCUAGGAAUAAAGAACUAUGAGUGUGAGUACUGUAAAAAGAAAUUUUGUACAAGAGGAACACUGAGGAGUCACUGCAAGACUUUCCACAGUAAUGGAGCAAGACGCUUCCCGUGCAACAAUUGUGGCAGGGUGUUCAAGAGGAAGGUGUACGUCAGCACCCACCUGUGUGCCAAUACUGCCUACAAGGCCGUUAACAGGGACGACGAGAAGACAUCGGAGACCUCACAAGGCGUGUUUAAUGAGUCCACUGAUUCAGAAGAGCUCGCGUUUGAGGUGAAGAGUGAACCAGAAGAUGAUGGAGGAAAUGAGGAAGUGGAGAGCAGCGAGGUGAUGAACAUUGCCGCCGCCCUGAGUCAAGAUGUGAAGAUGGAGUGGGAUGCUGAAGUUAACGUAUGAAAGAGUGACAUUGGUGUUAGGUUUGCCUGCUGAUGUUGCUGCUGAUGCUGCUGCUGCUGCUGCUAUGCAGCCUCCUAUCUGCAGUCAGACUAGGUUAAUAGUACGUGUGGCGGUCAUGUUGUUUAUUUGUCUUUAGGAUAGGUAAGAAAGCAAGGCUAAUCUCGUGCAGGAAGACAACAGUAAUUGUCUUACCCAGUACAGGCCGGGAGUGAUUCACCACCAUGACUUGUGACCUGCACGUGACCCACAUGACCCAGAACUCGUAAACACCAAUAGUAUUUCAUGUCACACACACACACACACACACACACACACACACACACACACACACACACACACACACACACACACACACACACACACACACACACACACACACCAUAAAAGAUGACGCUUCUGCACAGUUUCUCUCUCUCUCUCUCUCUCUCUCUCUCUCUCUCUCUCUCUCUCUCUCUCUCUCUCUCUCUCUCUCUCUCUCUCUCUCUCUCUCUCAUCCACAUGCCACUGACUUAAGCUUGACCCUUCUCACGGUUAUCUGUACCAUUACUCAUGACCUACGACCCAGGUGGAGCGCCACGCAUAUUAGUAAUAUUCUCACGCUCACUGACGCUUGAUUAACUACCUUUGACACGAGUUGCGGCAGUGUAGAGUGAUGGAGGCAGAGACAGAGUAAGAAAAAAGGGGAGAGAGAGAUAAAUGAGUAGAAAAUUAAUGGAUACAUUUAUGUUUAAAGUGACAAAAACUUAGUGAACGUGUUCGUAUGUGGUAUAUUGCGUACCGUUGUGUAGCUAAUCUCUUUGUCUCCUGUAUUGUAUCGUCGUCGUGGCCGCUGGAGAGAGAGAGAGAGAGAGAGAGAGAGAGAGAGAGAGAGAGAGAGAGAGAGAGAGAGAGAGAGAGAGAGAGAGAGACUACUCGUGAAGCAACAAGUAUUAGUACUAGUCAAACAACUUUAGUGUCCUAACGUGUGUAUGUGUGUGUGUGUGUGUAUUGACACGUUCAUUGCAAGCAGUAUUUUAAUCUAGUCAUGGGUGUGAUGUGAGGAAAGGUGCAUCCCGUCCCGCCUUGUGUGCCAUAUGUAGUAUCAUUUGUAUUCGUCUGUGUGAUAAUGAUCCCCAAUUGCUUCUCGUUCUGUUUCUCAAGCGUCAGGGAUUGGCGUCAUGCACGAGUCCUCUCCUUCAGCUGUUUCUCUACUUUGCUCCUUGUUGUGUUCCUAUUCUUGGCACCUUAAAGUACUUAAUUACGAUAAUCUGUGUUAUAGGUAAGUGUUUAUUUAUUGACUUAUUGACUUGUUUAUCUACAUACUCACUAUUAUUAUUAUUAUUAUUAUUAUUAUUAUUAUUAUUAUUAUUAUUAUUAUUAUUAUUAUUACUAUUAUUAUUGUCGUUGUUAUUAUUGUUACAGUAUAGUUACGUUACCAAGUUUAUUUCCUUCAACCAAACGUCACCAAGUUUCCAGUUACUCAGCGUCCGUCGCUGCCACAACACUCAAAUAAUCUCAAGGUCUCCGAGACGUUUCUUGAAUUGCGUGAAUAGUCCUGACACGUCAAUAUCUGAAGGAAGUACUGAGACCUUCACUAAGUAACUAUUAUGUGCUUAAGACCUUUAUGAAUACAAGUCCACAAGAUCAAUUGGAAGUAAUUGUGAGUCAGUAAGUCCAUCUUUCACCACACAAACAUACAGAUCUCAGGAGUUAGUUCGAAAGGUAACAGCGGGACACACCGAUGCUCUCAAACGAAAGAGAAUGCACGUCUGUAACAAGCUCCAAAGUGCGGCUGGACUUUAUAGCUAUCUUUCCGUGUGUGUGUGUGUGUGUGUGUGUGUGUGUGUGUGUGUGUGUGUGUGUGUGUGUGUGUGUGUUGGCGUCAACUAAGCACCUCAUUAAACCUUAAAAUAUUCGCUUUACACGCCCAUAUUUGUGGUCAGUUUAUGUGCAAUAUGUUUAGUUUCUCAGGUCUCAGUAAUGACAUCCAUUCGUGUUCACAUAGGACGGAGGCUGUGUUAAGUUGACUUUUAUAGUCGUCGCUUGCUUGUCUCUUCCUACCCUUUCCAAUGUGGUCUGGCCUUUCACGGGAAGGACUAGAAGAAUUCCUUAUGAUUUUUUUUUCAGCCACUUUAAGGAUAUUAUCACCUUAAAAUCAUUGGCACAUUGAACAUGUCUACUUUUUUUUCAAGGUCAUACAUGUUUAUGGUUACGAUUACGUGUGUUUGUGUAGUGUCCUUGCCUAAGUGUUCUCUCCAAAUUGCAUUUUAACAGGACUGAGUCAAGCUGCUCCUGUCUUGUCUCUUGAAAAAAAAAAAGUGUUUUAUAACCUUUAUUUUAUACGUAAUUGUGAUUUUUUUUUAUACGUUACCUUUCUUCGGGUAAAAUAUUCAACUAAUCAUGUUUAGAAAGGGACAUUUUCUAACAUCCAUCUUGUAUAAUCUACUCGUAUUACUGUGUCUUGAAGGUGACUGUCUGAGUAUCAUAGUUAUGCUUAUCAAUGUGUGUGUAUGUGUGUGUGUGUGUGUGUGUGUGUGUGUGUGUGUGUGUGUGUGUCGUUAGACGGCCGAGUGUUUGCCUUCUCUAGCAUGUAAGUAACCUGGCACAUUGUGUUAACAUACAGUAGCUCGUCACAGUUCUAGUCACCUACAGUGUACAGUCAUGGCCACAAGUCAAGUAACCUUCUGGACCCACACUACUAUGUUUGUCGUUUUCCCUCAAACUUAUGGGCUAAUAUUCUGAAAAUUUUCGCACUCUCCUAAGACUAUUUCUAAAGGCCCUAGAGAUGACAAAUCAGGUUCUCAUGUUUCUUUUUUUUUUUUUCUUCUCCCAUUUUUUAUUUGAUUACGUACGUAGAAUCCAUGUUAAACUAUCAUUAGAAUAAAAAAAAAAUCUUUGAAAACAACAAUAAUUUCCGCCACACCCUAUUAGAGGAAGCGUUUGAGAAUUUGGGCCUACGUGCUUCGAUCUGCUGACAGUCUCCUUGCAAAAACUGAUAACUAGUAAAUUAUCAGCAGAUCAGAGAAUUUAACAUAGACGGAAAUGCCUAACAGUGGAAGUGAAUGCAGCAUGUUAGUCUGUAACUGUCCACAAUGACUGUACCUAAUUUGUCAUAACUAGUGCAUGCAACAAUCACUAUAACGAACAGUAGUGGAAAAAAAAAGCGUUAUUUAUGUUUAUUUAGAGAGAGGAAAAAAAAAAAAAGGAAAGUAAAAAAAAAAAAAAGCCACACGACUCAGGCCUUACAUAUACUCGUACUUUGGAUGUUUUCUUCUGCAGACUUACAACAAUACGGUUUUUAUGAGAUUUUAUAAAAGGAUGACUGACAAUUUCGUUUUGUAUAUUUUCUUUGAGUGAGGACAGUUAGGUAAUAUUAGUGUAGCAUGACUUGAUUAAUGCCUUGUAUUUACUGUGUUGUGAAUAUCCAAAAAAGAAAAAAAAGAGGAAAAAAUAUUGUAUUAAGGUUUCUACAGCCAUAUAAUACUCAGUGACUGUGUUCAGAUGGAUUAAAUGACAAGAUUUUUAUUUUCAAGGCAACACUGCUUGCCUUGCCCCGCGCUACGUAGGUUGUGUUGCUUUCAACAAUCAUUGUAUAUACCAUCUAGGGUCAUUUUUAUAUAAACUUUGCAGCUCUAUGACAAACAGCAUUCACGUGCAUUAUGUUUGUGAAUUGAAACGUCAAACUGUCAAUAAAGAAAAGAGGUAG